Molecule: messenger RNA, 1254 nt
Organism: Colletotrichum aenigma
Lineage: Eukaryota; Fungi; Ascomycota; Sordariomycetes; Glomerellales; Glomerellaceae
Gene: pgxB-0
Product: putative exopolygalacturonase B
Exons: 4
Coding region: 1-1254 (417 amino acids)
Biological process (GO): carbohydrate metabolic process
Molecular function (GO): polygalacturonase activity
Source: RefSeq, a predicted model, not a curated record
AUGAAAUACUUUGCUGUGGCUCUUUUGGUCAUCCUGAGCAACAUCCUUUACGCUAUGAUGCGUGCUAAUAAUGGAGGGGCUGUGUAUCUUCCUGCAGGUCAGACGUUUGUAAUCGGCAAACCACUUGACUUGACAUUCCUUCAUGAUGUUCACAUCCGCCUUGAGGGAACCAUUAAGUUUACCGACGACGUUGAAUUUUGGCAAGCCAACGCUUAUCAGCAUCCGUUUCAAAGAUCGCUAAUGUUCUGGAAAUGGGGCGGUAAAGAUGUAUGGAUUCAUGGCGAGGGUGUCAUUGACGGACAAGGGCAAAGGUGGUGGAAUGAAUUUUCUGGACAAGAAAUCUUAGACUCAGACAAUGAGUACCUUAGACCCAUUCUCUUUUAUGCGGAGGGUAUCGAGAAUUUGACCGUUGAGGGGAUUCUGAUGAAGGAUUCCCCUGUUUGGCACAAUUUUAUCGUUGACUCCAAAUACAUCACAUACCGCGAUGUCAUCGUUGAGGCAAAAUCGAACAAUGCCACAGUCGAACCGAAGAAUGGCGAUUUUUUCAACUCUCUCAACGUUGAGCAUAUUCGUAUUGAGCGCGUUUGGGUUGACUCAGACGACGAUUGCUUCUCGCCGAAGAGCAAUAAUACAGAUAUCCAUGUCAAUACGAUGUACUGUAAUAACUCUCAUGGGCAAUCACUGGGGAGUCUUGGACAGUAUGAGGGAGAGUAUGUCUUUGUGAAGGACGUUGUGAUUGAGAACGUCUGGAUGCUGAACGGAAACAACGGUGCCCGCAUCAAGGUCUGGGCUGGGGAAAACGUCGCGACUGGGUUUGUGGAGAAUGUGACAUUUCGAAACUUUUGGUCUGAGAAUGACGACUGGCCUAUCUUCUUGGACAGUUGUUACUUCAACGUUGACUCGGAAACCUGUAACCGCUUUCCAAGCAAGAUGAAGGUCAGUAACGUGCUCUUCGAAAACUUCCGGGGUAUCUCAAGUGGGAGCAAGGGGAGGGCUGUUGCAAGGGUGAGUUGUUCAACGAAUGAAAAUGGGCGAUGCAGGGAUAUCAAGUUCAAGGGGUUUGACGUGCAGAGCCCUUGUGGUGGGGAGGCGGUGGUUAUCUGCGAUGGGGUUGACGGCGGCCUGGGCAUUCCCUGUGUCCCUUUUGCAAGUGAAGAGGCGCAAUCGGCGCUGAAAGAGGUAUGCGAGCGUGGAAAGGCCACCAUUGACCCUCCUUGGGAUGUACGAGACUACGGAGAGAGAGGUAUCAUGUAG